AUGGAGGCCUUCAAUCCCCUUUCCCCCAACACGGCUGCGUUCCUCGACUCUAUUGCUGCGUCGGGCGACUUUGAGCCCAAGACAGUGAACCCCACCUCCUUCCCACCUUCCGUGUUCUUUGGGCUGCCCGGCACGGAAACACCGGAAGACUCGUCUCCGUCAUCCGCCGGUGACGCCAAACAGCUUGGCCAACAACGGUCAUUUAGCAUCUCAGACGAUAGCGACAACGACAUGCCCGCCACUGCGCCCAAUCACAAGCGCAAGGCGAGUGAAAAUGACGUUGCUGUCAAGGAAGAGGAAGACGACGACGAUGACUCGCUUUCUGAGAAUGGCCAUGAAGACAAGCGCCAACAUCCCAAUGAGCCCAAGCGCAAUGGCCCUCGCCGUAGCACCGACGGCAAGAAGGGCGCCGAGAAGCCUGGCAAGGACAACCUGACCAAGGCGCAACGCCGCAAGGAGCAGAACCGCGCAGCACAAAAGGCGUUCCGAGAAAGGCGAGAGGCCAAGGUCCGCGACUUGGAACAAAAGGUGGCUGAGCUAGAGGCCAAGUCCUUUGGAGCAUCGGUUGAGAAUGAGAACCUCCGUGGCAUCCUGCGCCGUCUACAGGAGGAGAACAUGGCUCUCAAGAGCUCGGGCUUCACCUUCUCCAUGCCCAAGUCUGGUGCGGCCGCUGGCCAUCAGUCCCAACCCAUGUUGCCGCAGACUCAGCCGCAGGUUCAGCAGCUCAGUGGUCAACAGACCCCUACCCAGAACCAAAACGGCGGCAUCGACUGGUCCACCUUUGCAAACUUCAAGGUCCAGCCUCAGGUUGCAAAGCCUCCAUCCCCGCCUCAGAGUGUCUCCAACGACAGCUUGCGAAGCAUCCAUGAGCCAUCGCCGGGUCUUACCCACCGUGCAUCGACUGGCUCCAACACGGGCAACAGCCCCGAAUCGCUCGUCUCGCUGGGCCCCAGCCCCAGCUCGGCGUCCGACCCUGCUAGCAUGCCCAGCCUGUUUAGCAACAACGUCAACUCGCCGUUCCAGGUGCUCAACCGUUCCAACAGCAGCGGCAGCCCCGCCGACGCCAUCUCGACGGCCAGCUCGCUCGGUGGCACCAACAAGGAUGAUGUGGAUGCCCUCUUCCGUAGUCUUUACCCGAACGGCAUUGACGCCGUCUUGGCAUACGCCGCCAAUGCGUCGAGCGUCGCCAGCGUCCCUCCCAUCGCACCGCCUGCCAUGCACCAGCCGCAGUACACGUUCAUCGGUACUCAACCUGGUCUCACUUCAUAUGCCGACUCGACGUCCAACAACCUCGCCAAGCUGUUCGGUGACGCCACGUCGUACCGUGACCCCUCGGCCGCGGCGCUCCCUACAAAUGACUCCCAGUCCCUGUUCGGUAACAUGUCGGGCAACCCGUCGGCAGCGGCACACUCGACCGCUCAUGUUUCAACCGCGACAACCACCACUACCACCAACACCGCGGCUGACAUGGGCUCGCUGUCAAACCAGACUGCCUGGUCUGGCUUGACCGAGAACAGUGUCAACGAGUUCCUCGCUUCAUUGACAGGUGCCGACGACUCUGCAUUGAUAGGCGCCGACCCGGAGGAGUCGUUCUCGCGCCAGAUUGAGGCCCUCAUCGCCCAGUCUGGCGGUGGUGUCUCGCCUUCUGCGGCAUUCAACGUGCCGUCAAACAACCUGGCUUUCAGCCCUACCAACUACCUGAACAUGUCCCCGUCGCCACUCCAGUCCAUUGGCAGCUCGCAGACACCGCGGUCGACCCCAUCGUCGAACGUUACGUCGCCCCAGACCACAAGCGACAGCGUCACCGGCGAGGUUUGCGGUGCAUCCAACGUCAUCCACGUGCUGGGCGAGAACGGCCGCGUGAUGCGCCCCUCCGAGGUCUGGACCCGGAUGGGCAUGCACAGUUCAAGCGACCCAGGAGACUUCCUCAUCGACGACCUGUGUGACCAGAUGAAGGUCAAGGCCACUUGCAAGGACGGCCGUCGGUACAUGAGCUUUGACGACGUCGAGGAGAUGGUCCGCUCGCGCGAGGAGAAGCACACUGUCCCAGAUCACUGGAACGCACCCCUGCCCGCACGGCCGGCUCAGGCCACGAGCGAAACUUGCGCCAACAAGGGUGCCCACGACCCGGCAAAGUGCCAGGCCCGCCUCAACGAGGCGUACCUCGAGGCCAACGGCGCCGGCAUGUAG
Molecule: messenger RNA, 2190 nt
Organism: Apiotrichum porosum
Lineage: Eukaryota; Fungi; Basidiomycota; Tremellomycetes; Trichosporonales; Trichosporonaceae
Exons: 3
Coding region: 1-2190 (729 amino acids)
Cellular component (GO): RNA polymerase II transcription regulator complex
Molecular function (GO): transcription cis-regulatory region binding; DNA-binding transcription activator activity, RNA polymerase II-specific
Source: RefSeq, a predicted model, not a curated record